Suhomyces tanzawaensis NRRL Y-17324 is the source of this 1353-nucleotide messenger RNA. RefSeq lists its product as uncharacterized. The record is from RefSeq and is a predicted model, not a curated record. Gene Ontology annotation, molecular function: ATP binding; ligase activity, forming carbon-nitrogen bonds. NCBI's taxonomy places the organism in Eukaryota, Fungi, Ascomycota, Pichiomycetes, Serinales, Debaryomycetaceae. Gene Ontology annotation, biological process: tRNA processing. The coding region runs from base 1 to 1353 and encodes 450 amino acids. The transcript has a single exon.
AUGAAGGCCCUAGCGGCUGUCGAAGUGAGCCUUAACCAUGGUCCUCGAAGUGUGGCGGUGGCACUUUCUGGUGGAGUGGAUUCCAUGUGUCUUGCGCACUUAUUGGCUCAGUACAAGGCUCACCAUAACCCAUCACUUAAGGUUCUUGCAAUCACUAUUGACCAUCAGUACCGUCCUGGGUCUUACCAAGAGGCUCUUGCUGUAGGGAAAAUAGUCAAAAAAUGGGGCAUCCAUCAUACUAUUGAAAAAUUGACCUACGACAGAGACAUUAGCGAUAUCUCCAAUUUCGAAGAGGUCGCUAGACAGAAGCGAUACGAGGUGUUCGAGCGUGUGUGCAAGUCAAAUGACAUUAACAGCUUGUAUGUGGGACAUAACUUAGAUGAUCAAUUGGAGACCUUUAUUCAAAGACUUUGCAUGUCGUCCUCGAUCUUUGGUUUGGUGGGCCUCCGAUCAAGCUCUCCGUUACCGGUACUUUCUCCAGGCCCGAGUAGUCAUCAAGUGUGGGUCCAACGCCCUUUGCUUGAAUUUAGCAAAUCACAGCUCAUAGACAUCUGUAGAGAAAACAGUAUUGAGUGGUUCGAGGAUGUCACCAAUAAGGACACUCAUCUUACACAAAGAAACCUACAUAGGUAUCUUCUCAACGAGGUAAUCCCGGAACGAAAGAUUAAGGGCAUUCAAAAAUCAGACUUGAAGCAGACUCUUGAAGAAGUGGAACUAUUGGCCAAUUCUUUUCGACAGAAGGCUGAUAGGCUAGGAGAAUAUUUACUUGCAACACAUCGUCUCACGACCGAUAGCCGCAACGGCUCACUAAACCUUCGUGUCCCCUUUGGGCUAUUUUAUGACAAUGGUCUAGUAAUUAGCCAGCUAUUAUACAGAUAUCUCCGCCCCAUAUCGUCUGUCAAGCAUUAUUAUUGGACAUAUGCAAAGAUAGAAAGGCAGUUGGUUCCGCGGAUUACUCAACAUGUCCUUAAUUCUCAAGGAACCCCAUUAAAACUCACAUAUUUGAACCUCCUAUUCGAGGUACACACUGAGAACCAAGAGGUAUGCAUUGAUAUUGUAAGGCAGCCCAUAAUCAAGCAGAAUUCUUCGGAGCUUACCAUUCAGGGCAGUGACGACUGGUCCAAUUGGCAUUUGUUUGAUAAUCGGUUUUGGGUAAGAGCCAAAGGUGGUCCAAUAAAGGUGAUACCUUACGAAAACAAAGUACACAAAAAGGCGUUGAAACAGAUAAGCACGGCCAUUCUCAGCUCCAAAAUGGAUGGCACUCCGUUGGUCUUUAGCGAGAGUAACCCCUUAGGUUUGCCUACCUACGAAAGUAUUAACGGCAAAAUUCAAGUGGAGUGUGUUUUGAAAUGA